AUGCUUCUGGAUGCGGGGCCGCAGUUCCCGGCGCUGGGCGUGGGCUCCUUCGCCCGGCACCCUCCUCCUCCGUCGGCGGCCGAGAUGCAGGAGCGCGAGCUGAGCCUGCAGAACAGCUUCGUGGACUCGGCGGCGGCGGCGGCGGCGGCGCACCUGGGCGCCUUCAAGCUCAACGCGGCGGCGGCUGCGGCGGCGGCGCACGAGCUGUCUCCGGGCCAGGGCUCGGCCUUCAGCUCGCAGGCGCCCGCUUACCCGCACGCGGCCCAUGUGGGCUCCUACUCCGCGCCGCCCUUCAACUCCCCCAGGGACUUCUUGUUCCGGAGCCGGGGCUUCGGCGACGCGGCGGCGGCGGCCGGCGGCGGCCAGCACGGGCUCUUCGGGGCCGCGGCGGCGGCGGCGGCGGCCACGGGCAGCCUGCACCACCCGCACGCCGAGGCGCAGAGCCACCUGCUGUUCCCGGGCAUCGGCGAGCAGCACGGCGCGCCGGGCUCGCCCAACGUGCUCAACGGGCAGAUGCGCCUGGGCUUGCCCGGAGAAGUCUUCGGCCGCUCGGACCAGUACCGCCAGGUGUCCAGCCCGCGCGCGGACCCUUACUCGGCGGCGCAGCUGCACGGCCAGUACGGGCCCAUGAACAUGAACAUGGGCAUGAACAUGGCGGCGCACCACGCGCACCACCCGCACCAUGCCCACCCGCACCAUGCCCACCCGCACCACCACCAUCACCACCACCACCCGGGGGCCUUCUUCCGCUACAUGCGCCAGCAGUGCAUCAAGCAGGAGCUCAUCUGCAAGUGGAUCGACCCCGAGCAGCUGAGCAGCCCCAAGAAGAGCUGCAACAAAACUUUCAGCACCAUGCACGAGCUGGUCACUCACGUCUCCGUGGAGCACGUCGGCGGGCCCGAGCAGAGCAAUCACAUCUGCUUCUGGGAGGAGUGUCCCCGCGAAGGGAAGCCCUUCAAGGCCAAGUACAAGCUGGUCAACCACAUCCGCGUGCACACUGGCGAGAAGCCCUUCCCGUGCCCCUUCCCCGGCUGCGGGAAGGUCUUCGCGCGCUCCGAGAACCUCAAGAUCCACAAAAGGACGCACACAGGUCAGUCCACGAGGGAUUUCACGCUCUUUGCCGGCUCAGAAAGGGUGGUUGGUGGGUGUGAGAUUGUGGGGAAGGGAAGGGGGCAUUGCGACACAAAUGCAAAGCAGGAGAAUCCUUUCCCCCUAAACCUCCCCGUGCAUGCUCCCGCACACGAAUCUGCUUACUCGGAAUGGUGUUUAAUUUUGUCCAAACCCUUUAAAGGAAGUGAUGCUUUAUUUGAUCGUAAAAAAUAAACACGUAAAAAGUAAAAUAAAAUUGCUUCCAAAUGUCUGCCUUCUCUUAAGGCUCCCUGAACUGGGCCGGGCUCCUCGGGAUACUUAGGGGAGAUGCAGUGGGAUCAGAUACUUAGGGGAAAGUAAGAUACACUGGCAUCAGUCAGUUGCCAAGGGAGUCUCUCCUUCAGAGUGGGACGGCUCCCUUCAAAGAAGCAAAAACCGCCCGAGCAGAUAACUGGAAAUAUACGAAGGGAUCUUACAGGUUAAUCCUGAAGAGAAGCGAGUGUUGUUCCUGUCGGUAUGGUCUACUUUUAAGGAAAUCUGUAAAGCUGAGCGGCUGACUAGGAAGUCUCUUCCUUUGAAAUCCACCGGCUCCAUUUCCAAAUAUAUUCAGGUCUGAGGUGCUCCUGCAAUGAACGCUGCGUUUCCAGAAAAUGGGUAGUUUAAAAAGGCAUAGUUGUGCCGUUUUAUAAAUGUGAUGGUAGGAAUCUAAAACAGAGCUGAAUUUUACAUUUUGUAUUUUAGACCUAUAUUCUAGAAAAACUACCCUUAAGAGGGAGGGGGGGAGCUCUUUUCCUUUCUCCGCCCCCCUGGUCAUUUCACCGCGCUUUUCAGGGACUGCUUUCCAUUAAAUUGAAAUGGAGUGAGGCGGGACCAUAAAAUUUUCUCAUUUGCAAAAGUGUUUUGAAAGUCUGACUUGGGGCGCUGGAAGGCGGUUUUCCACUAGUUUAUUUUUUUGUUAAAGCAACAUGUAAUAAACAACAGAGUAUUUAAGGUUGAUAAACUUCCGGGGGUAGGAUUCCCCCCCCUCCUAACGCUGCCACCCCAAAAUGAGGACUAAUGGGUGAGAAAGGAGGCCGCGUUUCUCGGUGAUAGAAAUCGUGUGAGUCCAGGUAGUGGAAUCAAACAACUGCGUUUCCCAGGCUCCUAGAUAAUUCUACUUCAGCCGGCCAGAUUUCUACUGGAGCAUUUUUAUUUUUAUUUUUGGGGUCCGCACCCUACCCCGCCCCGGGGGAAAAAGAAGACCAGCAAAUAUUUGAGCGAUUUCCGGGCAUCAGUAUUGACUGAGAGAAAGGAGCAAAACUCUGUGAGCCUUUCUGGUUGUGUUGCUAAGAACGGGUUUAGGUGCGAGACGGGCUUUAACAAGGUUUAGCAAAUCCGAGACGUUGAUUUGCAUGGAGAUGGCCGCGUUUUGCGGGGGGGGGGGCUCUGAGCGGAUGUCUUUAAGGAACAAUUUAGGUGCUAAUGGAAUUUCGCGUUAAAUUGCGCGUCUCUCGCACCUCCGAUUUCAAGGGCGGGGGAAGGAUCCGGCGGUGGCUGUGUUUGAGUUCUCACACCUACAAAUUGCUCGGAAAUCUGGCGAAGGGGCGAAGAAGCUCUAGGAAAAUUCCAAGGGAGGGUUGUGCAUGUGUUUUUUGCUUCGGUUUCUCUCGCCCUCUUCGCCCCCCAUCAUCCCCAGCGGAUAUUUUGAGAACUGACUUCCAAUGUCCUUGCAUGAAAGGGGAAAAAAAUACUACAGAAGCCUGCUCAGAUGUGGAGUCGUUUGCGGCUUGACGCGGUUUAAACAGGGGGGUGGGGGGUUGGUUCUGGUCCGGUGGCUGUUUUUAAAUGCACGAACUGGAAAAGGCUCCUUGGCCUGGCUUUUAAAUGGAACACCAGUGGGAAUGAAAACAAAAUAAAUACGUAUCCCGAAAGAGACACACAAAUAUCUUUAUUGGGUUCCUUGGGGAAUCGCGCUUUUAAAAACAAUGACCACAGACCCGAGGACUUUCUUGAUUUCCCCCGUUUUCCCGUUUAGCUGGGACCCUGGCCCGGUAUUUCUUUCCGAAGCUGCGUAAUCCCUUGCACAACUCACUCAACUCAUUUCCCCCACAUCCUAAAUUCGACUGAGCCCCUGCGGAAUUCUCAGACGAACAUUUAAAGAUCAGAUGCCAAUGAAAAGAGGCACAUACGAAAAGGAGGUCGCUUUCCUUUAGCUGACCAAAAAAACCCCGAGCAUGUUCAAGUUUCUUCCAAGAUCUCACAGCCACUAGAUGUUUGUUUUAUAGUUCUUGGUAAAAGGUCGCUUUUUAGCUGCUAAGUGGGUUGGAACAGAAGCCAGCCGAGCGACUCGUUCGCACGCGCUUACGCCGAAUUGGCCUUUCCCCCUUCUGCUCCUUUGCAGGCGAGAAGCCGUUCCAGUGCGAAUUCGAAGGCUGCGACCGACGCUUCGCCAACAGCAGCGACCGAAAGAAGCACAUGCACGUCCACACUUCGGACAAGCCCUAUCUCUGCAAGAUGUGCGACAAAUCCUACACCCACCCCAGCUCCCUGCGGAAACACAUGAAGGUAAGCCGGAGAAGCGCGACAGGGCCUGGGAAGGGGGUGCCGAGGACGGGGCCACACACAGGAUGGCGGAGGAGGGUUUCACUGCUCCUGUAGCCCCAGGCUGCGGAGUUAUUGGGAAGCAAGUCCCGCUCAAACCGGAGUGGUUUCCCAAUAAACCUGCUUCAAACCAAAUUCCAAAGAAAAUGUUGUGUAUAGCCGGAAGAGAGGGACCUUUUGGGCUCCAACCCAGCUUCCUGAUCUGUUACUAACUCAGGGGGAUUUAUGCAACCUUACUAAAUGUAGGAUUUCAGCACUGGGGAAGGGUCGGCGGCGGUGCUGAGCCUAUUGAGCGUCUUGAAGGAAAGGAAACGGGUGGGAGAGAUCUGGGAGCCUUUUCUGUGUCCUUUCAAGCAAGUUGCUUAGUUUGCUUUCUCGCUGUUGGCCUGGCAGGUCCACGAAUCCUCCCCGCAAGGCUCCGAGUCGUCGCCCGCGGCCAGCUCCGGCUACGAGUCGUCCACUCCGCCGGGCUUGGUGUCCCCCAGCGCAGAGACCCAAAGCACAGCCGCCAGCAACCUGUCCUCUGCAGCGGCCGCCGCGGCUGCUGCUGCCGCCGCCGCCGCUGCGGCCGCAGUCUCGGCGGUGCACCGGAGCAGCAACGGCGGAGCGGGAGGAGGAGGCGGCGGCGGGGGGAGCUCGGGCGGCGGCGGAGGGGGCAGCGGCGGCGGCGGAGGAGCGGGCAGCGGCGGAGCCAGCGCCAGCCACGGCGGCCUCACGUCCAACUUCAACGAGUGGUACGUCUGA
Podarcis lilfordi (Lilford's wall lizard) is the source of this 4413-nucleotide messenger RNA. NCBI's taxonomy places the organism in Eukaryota, Metazoa, Chordata, Lepidosauria, Squamata, Lacertidae. The record is from the annotation of a GenBank genome assembly.